Messenger RNA from Penaeus monodon (black tiger shrimp), 2219 nucleotides. Its product is annotated as papilin-like. The transcript is spliced from 5 exons. NCBI's taxonomy places the organism in Eukaryota, Metazoa, Arthropoda, Malacostraca, Decapoda, Penaeidae. The coding region runs from base 154 to 1743 and encodes 529 amino acids. The record is from RefSeq and is a predicted model, not a curated record. Gene Ontology annotation, molecular function: serine-type endopeptidase inhibitor activity.
GCAGUGGUGGACUUCCCAGGGUCUUUACCAAGUCAGUCUUGCUCUUGUCGGCAAUGGAUAAAGGUUGAGUGCAGGACGCCGGGGAUCCACAUUCGUAGGACGAUCUCAGACUGCUCUCAGGCUCUUUUGGCGUGUGGACGUGUCCUCUAAGAUAUGUGCAGCAUGAGGACGAUUCUGGUGGCGGCUGCUAUCCUUGUGCCAGCGAUGGCCAUCCAGCCCGUUCCCCUGCUCAUCCGGCCCGCUGUCCUCGUUAGCGUGGCAGCAUCUCAGGUUGCAGGUCAACAGGCUGGCGUCUCUUUUGGCCAGCCAUUGCCCCGGCAACAUUUCAUGAGUCAGAGGGACCACUUAAUGCGACGGGACAAUGGUCAAGUUGGUUCCCCUCUCCUGCGACAAUCAGUGCCUCAGCAGCCUUCACAGACACGGGCCCCUCAGCCUCAAGCAGCAUCUCAGCAGCAGUUCAGCAGUCAGCCAGUGCAGCCGGCACCACAAAGGUUCAACAACCAACUAGCUGGUUCGCCACAAGUACUGCCGUCUCAGCAAUUCAGUAACCAGCAAGCAAGUUUCCCUCAGACGCAGCCAUCACGACAAUUCAACAAUCAACAAACAGGUUCUCUGCAAAACCAACCAGGUCAACAAGUCAGUAGUCUGUCAGGACAACCAGCACCUCAAAAGGUCAACCAACUGGCUGGUUCCCCACAAACACAGCCAUCUCAGCAAAUCAGCAGUCAGGCAGGUUCCCUGCUGAGACAACCUGCUCAGCAACUCAACAAUCAACAACCAAGCUUAUCACAAGCACAACCAUCGCGACAGCAACAUAACAACCAACGGGCGGGUAGUCCACAGAGACAACCAGUUCCUCAACAGCAUUUCAGUAAUCAGCAGGCCGGUACACAGCUUCCACAGUCUGCAGGCCAUCUUCAGAUUAACAAUGUAACGGCACAGCAAUUCGCGACCGGGCCUGCAAGACGCCAUCCCUUGUGCGGGGUGAUUCCUGACCCAGGGGAAUGUCGAGCAGCCUUCCCGAGGUACUACUUCAACACGAAAACGAACCAGUGCGACUGCUUCCUCUACGGUGGCUGUGGGGACGAGGGCCUCGAAUCGAGCUACAUGACGCUGCACGAGUGCCAGGCAAUAUGCUUUCCAGCCAACACGUUUGAAGGACCCAACUGCAAGAAGGUGUUUCAAGACGACGAAAUCACUUUCGAGCCUGCUGCUUCUUUGCCGUCCUUGCCCGUCCCGUCCAUCACGUCUGGGACGCAGGCUCAGGGGAGUCAGCCAGCGCUUCCUGUAAGACCCGACAGUGUAAACAGUACAUCACGAAACAGUAAUGUAACACAACAGACAGCAGCAGAAUCCAUCGGUGUGGCAUCGAACCAACACACCUCUGAAAGGGUACCAACAAAACGUCAUCCACUUUGUGGGAAAAUGCCCUCCCCAGGAACAUGCCGAGGGGCCUUCCCGAGGUAUUAUUACAACGAAACCAUGGACCAGUGUGAUUGUUUCCUCUAUGGCGGAUGCGGAGACGAGGGUUUAGAGUCGAGUUACGCAUCCUUAGCGGAAUGCCAGCGAGUGUGUGUUCCAGUGGAAACGCUUGAAGGCCCCGCCUGUAAGGAGAUCUUCCAAGACGACCAGGAAGUUUUCGAGCCUCUUGCUUCGGGAUCUCGACCCAAUCCUGGCCAGACUUCAGUCGUCGAUGCGAGCAACAUUGGCGAUGAGGAUUUGCUAGGACUGUUCAUUCGCUAAUAUUGAUUGAUUAUGAGCAGAUUUAAGAUUUGUCGAAGUUCCCGCGACGGAAUUCAAGUAAUUCAGGUUAUAAUGGUGUUUCGAGGCUUCGGCCUUGGAUACGAACACUUCCCUUAACUGUACCUGCACAAUGCACACCAAUGAAGUGAGAAGGUGUUAUAGUGCAUGUUCUAAAGAAAUAUUAGACGCUUCAUUGCAAAUACUUAAUUAUUGCACGGGUAAGGUAUUCUUAUUGUCAUGACAAAUCGAUGGUCUUUUAUUUAUGAAUGUUAAAUUAUUGCACCGGUAAGGCAUUCCUAUAUUUAUAAUUAAUCGAGGUUACUCUUCUGUUUACUGUGAUGGCAAACACUAUGGCUAUAAAUUUUACAAUGGAUUUUCUCACACAGCAUUCAUGUAAUGUCAAAAGAAAAAAAAAGUUCUUAUUAACCAUAUUCCAAUACAAUUGAUUCAAUCCAUAAAAAAGAGAUGUAUCUACA